Molecule: messenger RNA, 1993 nt
Organism: Quercus robur (English oak)
Lineage: Eukaryota; Viridiplantae; Streptophyta; Magnoliopsida; Fagales; Fagaceae
Exons: 3
Coding region: 202-447 (81 amino acids)
Biological process (GO): maturation of 5.8S rRNA
Source: RefSeq, a predicted model, not a curated record
AUCGGGCCUAUCACUUCUGAAAUCUAUAUCUGAAUUCUUGGCAGAACAGAACAGAGAGAAACCCUACCUUGUUUCUUCAACAGCAUUGAGAGAGAGACAGAGAGAAGUCAAAGUUAUUGUCUUGUUUGUUUGUUUGUUUUUUUUUUUUUUUUUUUUUUUUUUUUUUUUUAAUUUUUUCCUGGUGAAAAGCAAGGAACUCAAAUGGCCAAGCGCGAGCUUUCCAGCACCCUGAGGAACUUGAAGUUCAUGCAAAGGGCAGCACUGAGAGAAGAAAAUACCGAGAAAGAUGAAGAUGUCAAGCCUGAUGGGAAUUUCUGUUCCCCUAGUACCUUUAAUAGAAAGUGCGUGGUCAUAAUGGAAGGUGAUCCAAAUCCUAGAGCAAUUAAAGGCCGCAUGUCAUUUCAAAGUUUUAAUCCUUCUAUUGAUGUAAGUAUAAAGGUCAAGUGACCUAAAAUUUACAAUGACUAUUCCCCUCCUCUGCUUCUCUUUUGGCUUCUGUUCUCCUCAUGCAAAGCCUUAUCAUGGUAAAAACUGAAUGAAGCAGCAUUAAACCCAGUGUCUGCCCCUUCUACUGGCAGUCAAAGUGGAGGAAUAUCUUUGAGGUAGGUUAACUUCUCAAAUUAUCUUAUGUUUUUGUUAUUUCUACAAUUAUGUAGCAAAAAUGAGUACUGACCUGCUGUUGAACAACUCAUUUUUGAAGUUUAGAGAUUAUUAUCAUAAAAAAAUUUAAAUUUUGCUCUAAACUGGGUUGAGAAAACUGUUUCAACACUCUGUCAAUGCAUGCUGCAUCUCUGCUACACUUGAGGUUGUCUAUUCAAUCCAAGAAUUUGAAUAUUGAAAUUUUGGUGAUUAUGUUACUGUUGCAUAUAAUAGAAACUGGAGUGCCACUAAAUUGGAAAACAAUAAUUCUUAUUUGUGAUGGAAGGCAUAAAGCUUUGUUGAGUGAAGUUAGGAUUGCUUGGUCAUUCCAUAAAACAUAUGAAAGAAUCAAUGAAUCCAAUUAGCAUGCAUCCCUUCUGAAAAAUUGUAGAUAUUGAAUAAUUGCUCUGGUUUGUUGUGCAGUUGAAAAAUGUGCCAAUUUACUGUACCCAGUUUCAAUAAAUUUAAAUACUUGUUUGUCUGUAUAUGAUGACAGUUUCCCCCCUCAGAAGGCUGUACAGUUUUAUUUAGGGAUUGUAUUUAGUCUGCAUACUUUUUCCAAGUUUGGUAUAAUUUCAUGGGUAAUAUAUGGGUCUGAUGAUAUUUGAGGAUAUAUGUCUAAUAUUACCCAUUUUAAUUGUUAUAUAGAAAGUAGUUUCUUAAAAAGACUACAUUUCUUGUUUUGGGUUCACAAGGGGACUGGGGAGAAUUUGAUGCUGGCUAUCUUCUGUACAACUUAUUGAUUAGAUAAAUUAGUCAAUAGUAAGUAAAAAUUGAAUAGAUCCAUGCGGACAAAUAGGUAAUGAGGGGUGUGAAGAUAAACUUAUGACCAUGUGCUUGCAUGCAUAUCUGGAGAAAAAAUGCAUUUCCGAGUUGUUCUUAUUUGCACUGACGACACAUCUGAUAUUUUUCCUUUGAUUUUACUUAUCAAAAAAGAAAAAAAAAAAAAAAUUUCUUUGAUUUGGAUUUUACAGAGAAAAUGGAUCAUCAAUGGAUGGAGCAGAGAGUUUGAACACUAAUAAAUCAAGUUUUAAGGCCAAUGGAGACCUUAAAAGAAAACAGUCUGAAGUAGCAUCUGAAACACAAUACCCAAAUAAAUCACCAAAAUCCGUACAAGGUAAUCAACAAUCAUCACCAAGUAAUAGUAAAGGCUCCUUCAAGAAACCAAAAGGUUAAAAGCUGGACUGGAGUGUUCUUCGACUGUCAGUGUCAUAACAAAAGAGGGUGAGCACUGAGCAUAUUUAUGUUCACAUACACAAUUCUGUGAAUUUCUUUUCAAUUUGCUUUGAGAUCCCAACAUUUGAAUCCAUAAUCUCCUCUUUGAUUUUUUCUUAACCAGUAGUUAAUUUUAGAA